Molecule: messenger RNA, 7350 nt
Organism: Cloeon dipterum
Lineage: Eukaryota; Metazoa; Arthropoda; Insecta; Ephemeroptera; Baetidae
Gene: kcc
Product: solute carrier family 12 member kcc
Exons: 18
Coding region: 74-3400 (1108 amino acids)
Biological process (GO): chemical synaptic transmission; potassium ion import across plasma membrane; potassium ion homeostasis
Cellular component (GO): plasma membrane
Molecular function (GO): potassium:chloride symporter activity
Source: RefSeq, a predicted model, not a curated record
CGUCGCCAGCCACCCAUGUCGGAGCGCUUCAAAGUCACCAAGUCGGCCGAGGAGAUCGCCCUGGUCAGGAGCUAUGGCGCAACCCAAGGAAAAGAAAGACGAGCAGGCAGCAAGCAUAACCGACGACAACUCGCAAGAGAAAAAAUGCGAGCAACGCCCCUUUGGUAGCUUCCUCAUAAAUUUGUUUCGAUGCGACGGAGGCGGCGGCACCGCAGAGGGCGGCGGCGUCGAGAAGCAGGCCAGCCUCGACACCAACCUCUACCUCUACCAGGAGGAACUGGAGGACCGUCCGCAGGUGUCGACGCUGCUCAACUCUUUGGCCAAUUACUCGAACACGAUCCCGGCGCCCACCGACCCUGACCAGGCCAAACCUGGCGGGGGUGGCGCGGCGGGCGCUGGCGGCGCCCGCAUGGGCACCCUGAUCGGUGUCUUCCUGCCCUGCAUCCAAAACAUCUUCGGCGUCAUCCUCUUCAUCAGACUGACUUGGGUGGUCGGCACGGCCGGCGCCCUUUGCGGAUUCCUCAUCGUGCUCACCUGCUGCUGUGUCACGAUGCUGACCGCGAUCUCGAUGUCGGCGAUCGCAACUAAUGGCGUGGUGCCGGCGGGCGGCUCCUACUUCAUGAUUUCGCGCUCGCUCGGCCCUGAGUUCGGCGGCGCCGUCGGCAUGCUCUUCUACACGGGCACCACGCUCGCCGCAGCCAUGUACAUCGUCGGCGCCGUCGAAAUCGUCAUCACGUAUAUGGCGCCGUGGUUGUCGAUUUUCGGCGAUUUCACCAAGGAUGCCGAGAUCAUGUACAACAACUUCCGUGUGUACGGCACGGGCCUGCUGAUCAUCAUGUCGUUGAUCGUUUACGUCGGCGUCACCUUUGUCAACAAAUUCGCCACGGUGGCGCUGGCUUGCGUCAUCUUCUCCAUCAUCGCCGUCUACGUCGGCAUCGCCGUCAACUUCCAAGGCAACGACAAGCUCUUUAUGUGCGUGUUGGGCGAGCGUCUUCUGAAAGACAUCCCUCUUGAGAACUGCACCAAGGAGAUUGGAUCGCCGCUGUGGGACGUUUUCUGCGAGGACCCCAUCAACAUGAGGGGCUGCGACAGCUAUUUUGAAAACAACAACGUGUCCAGGGUGCGAGGAAUUAAGGGUCUUGCGUCGGGAACCUUUUUCAACAACAUCGACAACGGUUUCCUGGAGCUGGGCCAGUUCAUCGCCCAGACCAAGAGGCCCGAGGUGAUCGAGAAUUUGUCCGGUAGGACUUACAACCAGGUCUACGCCGACAUCACCACUUCCUUCACCAUCCUCAUCGGCAUCUUCUUCCCCUCCGUAACCGGUAUCAUGGCCGGCUCGAACCGAUCGGGUGACUUGGCCGACGCUCAGCUGUCCAUCCCGCGGGGAACCAUCGCUGCUAUUGCCACCACCUCCACCGUCUAUUUGUCCACGGUGUUGCUUUUCGCCGGCACAGUCGACAACCUUCUCCUCAGAGACAAGUUCGGCCAGAGCAUCGGCGGCAAGCUGGUGGUGGCAAACAUCGCGUGGCCCAACGAGUGGGUCAUCCUGAUCGGCUCGUUCCUGUCGACGCUGGGCGCCGGUCUGCAGUCCCUGACUGGUGCGCCGCGGCUGCUGCAGGCCAUCGCCAAGGACGGCAUCAUCCCGUUCCUGCAGCCGUUCGCCGUGUCGAGUUCGAGGGGCGAGCCGACGCGCGCGCUCAUCCUCACCGUGUGCAUCUGCCAGUGCGGCGUGCUGCUCGGCAACGUCGACAUCCUCGCGCCUCUGCUCUCCAUGUUCUUCCUCAUGUGCUACGGCUUCGUCAACCUCGCCUGCGCGCUGCAGACCCUGCUGCGCACCCCCAACUGGCGGCCCCGCUUCAAGUUCUACCACUGGUCGCUCUCGCUGUUCGGCCUCUCGCUCUGCAUCUCCGUCAUGUUCAUGACCUCCUGGUUCUACGCACUCAUCGCCAUGGGCAUGGCCGGCCUCAUCUACAAGUACAUCGAGUACAGAGGGGCUGAAAAGGAGUGGGGUGACGGCAUCCGCGGUCUGGCCCUGUCGGCAGCCCGAUUCAGUCUGCUGCGUCUGGAGGAGGGCCCUCCGCACACCAAGAACUGGCGGCCGCAGGUGCUGAUCCUGUGCAAGCCGGACACUGAGCUGAAUCCCAAGUACAAGAAGCUGCUGGCGUUCGCGUCGCAGCUCAAGGGAGGCAAGGGGCUGAACAUCGGCGCCGCCGUCUACCCCGGCGACUACGUGCCCAAUGUCACCGACGUGAUCGCCGUCAAGGAUAACCUGAAGAAGGCCAUGGAGAAGGAGAAGGUCAAGGGCUUCGCCGACGUCUUGGCGACUGCUGACGUGCCCGAGGGCAUCAGCCACGUGGUGCAGACCAUUGGCUUGGGUGGCCUCAAGCCCAACACCGUGAUACUUGGCUGGCCCAACGGCUGGAGCAAGGCGCGACACGCCCACUCGUGGGCCAACUUCCUGCAGACCGUGCGCACAGUGUCUGCUGCGAGAAUGGCCCUUCUUGUUCCCAAGGGCAUCCUAGCCUUCCCUGAGUCCACCGAAAAGGUGAGCGGCUUUAUCGACGUGUGGUGGAUCGUGCACGACGGCGGUUUGCUGAUGCUGCUGCCCUUCCUGCUGCGACAACACCGCACGUGGAAGAACUGCAAGCUGCGCAUCUUCACGGUGGCUCAGCUUGAAGACAACUCAAUCCAAAUGAAGAAGGACCUUAAGCUCUUCCUCUACCAUUUGCGCAUUGAAGCCGAAGUGCAAGUUAUCGAAAUGAUGGACUCUGAUAUUUCCGCAUAUACGUACGAAAGGACUCUGGUGAUGGAGCAGCGCAACCAAAUGCUCAGAGAGCUGCGACUCAACAAGAAAGAGUCGCAAGGCGUGGUGCAAAACCUGGUUGAUUUCAACCCGGACGCCCUCACGGAAGAAAAACUGCCCCUGGUGCAAGCAAUCGUGGACUCGCACCACGGCACCGACGCCAAGGCCGCGUCCAAGGUUCGCUUCACGGAGCCUGGCGCCGGCAGCGAGGAGGGGGAGGCGCCUGCCGAGGCCGGUGACGCGCCCUCCUCGAAGACAGGCAGCCCGCUGCCCAGCCACAAGGCCGAAAAGGAGGCCGAGGCGGCCAAAGAGGAGGCCGUCAAAGCGGCCGAGGCCAACGCCAGCUCCAACAAAUCGGUCACCGUGGACGAGGGCAACGUGAAGCGCAUGCACACAGCCGUCAAACUGAACGAGGUGAUCGUCAACAAAAGCCACGAGGCGCAACUUGUGAUCCUAAACCUGCCCGGACCCCCCAAAGACUCGAGUCCUGAAAGGGAGUCUAAUUACAUGGACUUCCUGGAGGUGUUGACGGAGGGCCUGGAGAAGGUGUUGAUGGUGCGCGGGGGCGGCCGCGAAGUGAUCACCAUCUACUCGUAGUCGGUCGCAUUGCCGGCCGCCAACAAACACCACGCCGCCCCCGGGGGCGUCCUCAUCCUUGUCUUAGCCGUAGACUGUUCAUACAAAGAAACUUUACUCUUUUUCUGCUCUUUCUCACUACGAGACAGACACACACACGCAUUGCAAUUACCAAGAUGGAUGUACUUCUACGUAAAACCAGCAGAUUAAAUAUGAAUGUCGUUUCGAUUCGAGAGCCGCCGGUUCGCGCUGCUCCCAGCAAGAUUUUAAACUCGUAUAAAACACGUUUUAAACGCUGAACAUUACGCAUACACACAAACACUGAAAAAGGUAAACACCCGGCGCCGCGUCGAAUCGUGUGUUUCGCCUUCUGUCGUUGGGAGGACAGCCAAGACACACACCCAUAAUACACGCUCCCAUUUCCAACCUCUGCGAUGAAUUACAAUGGGCGGAUAUUUCGAUUGAUUGCUCACGACGGAAAAUAAAAUACAAACAGUCGGUAUAGAAGUAGCUCGGCUCGGGGCCGCGAGAACCACCCUCCUUGAACGGAGUUUCGUUUUUCGACCACUCUUGUGAUACUUCGUAGCGGCUACUGCACAGGACGAGGGGAAACUGUCAAAACCGAUCAAACUAGAACGCAGGAAUCCACCAGAAAAUCUACGUAUUUUUAUUUACUCAAAAGCUGAUGCAUUUUGGUUUAGACACGAAGGCUGUUUCUCGUAGUGAUAUUAUAAUUUAAUGUUUAUGGUCAAAACGUAGCGGGUUAUGCGUGGUGUAUUUUGAUUUAGAGCUGCGAAAAGAAAUAAAACCGUUAUAUCAUAUCUGUCCGACUGGUCGGAAAGGAAUCUCGCAAAUCUUUGCUCAAUCCGAGUAUACAUGGCCACCCAACGAAAUUGGGUGCGCGCGAAAAACAAAAAGAAAAUAAGGCAGACGACGUGAAGAAAUGUGCAUAAUAUAGUGUCUAAUUAUAUUUUGGAGCGCGUGCAUAGUGAAUUUAAAAGCGAGCUUCAACGAGAUAGGUGGAUUGCUAGAAGUCGCCAAACGCAUUUUCCUUCUUUGAGAACACCCCGCCACGAGCAAAAACCGAUUGUUUGGUAUCUUCUUACAGCUGAAACGCCAGUUAAGCGAUAUGUACUAUCCUGCAUCACUACCCUCUACCUUUGCUCAAAACAGAGGAGGAACAAAUUUCGAAUUCUAGAUUUAUUAAGAACUAAAAAAAUCGCAACGGUUUGAAAUAUUCACUUUUCGACUAAGGGGAUGAAUAGGGGUUGGGGGUUAGCACCCCAAAAACUAUUCAGCUCACCAGAGGGAGUCAAGCCAAGUUUAACGGUGUUCAUUUUUUGCAUUUCUGACGAUUAGAACCUGAGAUUUGGCGCUCUAAACAUUUGCAAAAAUACGAAAUAGUCGUAUUUUUCGAAAUUCAAAUUUAAAUUUCUCGAAAACGAAGCAGAAAUCCACCUUGGAAUUUUCACACAAGCUCACUCGUGCUCUGAGACCUCGUUUGAAGGGCGUUUCGGAUUUUUAAAGUAUGGCGCCAGUUUUCAAAAUACAAAAAACAUCCGGAAUUUUGGAAAAUGAGCCAGGGUGACCUUUGACCUUGACCGAUGACCUCAAUUAUAGGGUUUAAUCGAUCGGGCUUGAUGAGAGGAGCUCUACGCACACCUUAACUUUUGAAUUGCACCAUCUCAAAAUGAUUUAUAGCAUUCCCAAAAUUCGGAAAUAAAUUUAAAUGUUUUCAUACUGAAUUAAGGUGGUUUUAAGCACAUCUCGACGUGUUUCUAUGAUCACAAAUCGAUAGAACCACUCUUCAACUACGAGUGGAGACCAAACAAUAAGUUUUUUGCUCAUCGUUAGUGGUUCUUAUCAGAGGAAAAGGCGUUCGGCGGGUCUUUUGCACUCCGCGCGUAUCUCCUUGAGCGUCGUCUCUAUGGUAUAUUUAACCGUUCACGGAAGGCGGCGCUUCCGGCCCGCCGCAGAACUAAUUAAUUGAUUCGGUCAACAUAAAGCGUUAUUUAAGGACUGAAUGUGAUGAUAGCUCCCUGAUUCCCGCCCUCUCAACUCACUCAAAUGAGUCUAGUCCACGCUCCUCUCUUAUCUCUGUGAGAUACACACUGAAAACAAAAACACGCGCGUUCACACACACACACACAUACACAAUGACACAUACACACGAACACAAAGGCGACUCUUGCUAGCUCACUUAAAAUCAAAAAAUGCCAAAUUGUACUAACUGUAGGUGAAAUGACAGUGGAAGAAGCAGAUUAACUGACACUUUGGCUGUGCUCGGCACUGCCCGCCGCCAGUCGGAAACGCCCGCGCGGCUGCCCCCGUUUUCAUGUUUUUUUUUUCGAUUCUUGGCCAGACUACGUAGUAGACCCUGAUUUCGGACCACGGACCCACGCCCGCGUCUGCUUAUUUCCCCUCGGAACGAGAGAAAUUGUGUUCUGGCGUUGGAAUGUAUAGCACAAUUGCAACAAACAGAGAGCUUAAUUAAUUAUACAACACGUACUUUUCGCGGUGGGCGGGCGGCGGGGUCUUGGGCUGCGUCGGCGGGCCGUCGAGGGCGCUGCCGAAAGCGAUGAGUGACUCGAUUGGAGGGGGUCGUCUCGGGGCCCGUUUGGCACAAAAUCCACUCUCUCAUCGUCUCAUCUCUCUUUUUUUCUACUGCGCUCCGGGCCGACCCACGAACGCGCGGCUCUGCGCGCGGGGCCCGAGCAAAAUUAAUAAAUUUAUUCACAUACACACUCGUAAGUUAAUUAUAAAGAAGUAAAUUAAUUAAUUCAUUAAUUAAAAUCGAAGAGGAAAAUACGGAGAAUUUGAUUAACGACGCGAUGUAGCUGAACGAAAGUAAUUAAAUAAAGUAUUAUUAUUAUUACUACGAAAAGAAAGCGAAUUAACAUUAAAAAUGAAAAAACGUAUUAACAUAUAACUAAGUGUUUGGAUGUUUAGGUGCUAAAUGUUGUGCUGCUUAACUCGAGAUUGAUUGAUCCGUUAAGAUUAUUACUCGUCGUAAUUGCAUAACUCUAGACAUGGCCUUUCUCGUUGUUGACACACAAAAAAGGUAAUACAAGAAGUGCGAACCCACGUAGCUGUGAGUAAAAGCAGGCUUGGAUAGUCUUUGUUAGGCGUUUCUCUAUUUCUAUCCCUCGAUCUUUCUCUAUAAACUCUCCAACUCUCUAUUCGCACGUACGUACGGUAAACAAAAUAGAGCAAAAAGUCUAUUCAAUGUUGAGGCCAAACUCAAAGCGCAUGUUUUAUAUUAAAUUAUAUAGUAUAUACGUAUAAACACAUACAACACACACACUCAGACUCACCGCGCGACAGAGAGCAGGAAAUUCGAACGCUUUGAGUGCGGCCGCGAAAUUGUUAAUUAAUGUUGAGACACGCGCAUCAAUUAUAAAUAUAUAUUAUAUUCUGAUUAUUAUAUUUCCGAUCACACAUUGUAUUGACUGCAUCGAUUGAUCGCGAUUAGUUGUUGAGUUAUUAACUAACGAAAAGAGGAGAGCAAGCUGUGUUUGCACCAAAACCAGCCUCUGUGUUGAAUUAUUAAUUGAAUUUAUUCUAUUACUGUUGUAGACACGCUGUUGUGUAAGUACACUGUAAAAAUUUUGUCUCACCUUUUUGCGAAGGUGCCGGAAACUGUGACACCCCCUGCCGUCUUUCAUCCCCCUCCACCCCUGACCCCUCGUCGGUUCGGUUGCUCGUUGCCAAAGGGGGGCGUGCGUCCGGUCGCCCUCCACCCCGCUUCACCCCUUGACCCCUUGUUAUUUGACCCCUCGAUUUUCUGUUCUCGUCUCGUCGUCGAUCGAUGUUUUUCUGUACACAACACACACACAAACACACUCACUGACUCACACAUAAAACACACAUACACACACACGACAAACGACUUUUUAAAGAGUUUAAUCCAGAAUAAAACCUCGAUGAGAAAAAAAAUCGAAAAAACAAUAAAAAUUGCGUCAAGCCGAGAA